CCAUGCUUUACUUCUUUUUCGACAAAAAUAACAGAUAUUCGCAUUCGUGAAUUCCAUACUUCUUAUCUACGUAACGCAAUUGUUCCCUAUUUGCUCGCUGAUAUUGGUGAAGGAAUAAAGGAAUGUGAAAUCGUACAAUGGUUUGUUAAGCCAGGUGAUCAAAUUAAUGAAUUUGAAAAAAUUUGUGAGGUGCAAUCCGAUAAGGCUACUGUAGAAAUUACAUCUCGUUAUUCUGGCAUUAUCAAGGAAUUGCACUAUCAAGUUGGGGAAAUGGCUAAAGUUGGAAAGCCAAUAGUUAAUAUAGAAACUGAAAGCGCCUCUGAAGAACAAGAAGAACCGGUACCUGAUAAAAACAUCACCUCCGCAAUAACUCAGCAGUCAGAACCUAAAACGAAUGAAUUUUCUGUAAAUGAUAAAGUUUUAUCCUUGGCGACACCUGCUGUUCGGCGUAUCGCGAGAGAAUACAAAGUUGAUAUUUCUGAAAUCAAAGGUACUGGGAAAGGUGCUCGCGUCACAAAGGACGAUGUGAUGAACUACGUUGCCAAAAAGACUCAAUCUGCUGCGAAGCCUAACAUACCGUCACCAUCUCAAGUUUCUACCACAUCUGAAAAUGAAAUUACACCCUUGUCAAUUAUUCAAAAAUCUAUGUUCAAGUCUAUGACGCGCUCUCUUCAAAUUCCUCACUUUGGUUAUGGUGAUGAAUUCAUAUUGGAUAAUAUUAUCGCAUUACGUGAUACGGUCAAUGAAUACAUUGCACAAAGCGACAA
This is a messenger RNA of Dentiscutata erythropus, 767 nucleotides long. The record is from the annotation of a GenBank genome assembly. Lineage: Eukaryota; Fungi; Glomeromycota; Glomeromycetes; Diversisporales; Gigasporaceae.